GAUUUAGAAAGUGUAUUUUUUCUUUGAAAUAUUUAACAUGACGUCAGAGACGCUAAUUGAGUUCUAGCAUUAUUUAUCUGGGUCGAUAGAGGGCGUUGGAAAUUUGCCUUGCCAAGAUCGACAAAGAUUUAAAGUUCAGCCCGUCGUGACUUUACAGUAGAAUUCAAGAUAAUCGGUACAAGUCCAAUGUUAUUGAACAUGCUCGAUGGUAUGCUCGAUGGUAUGCUAGGUCGCAUGCUUGAUGGUGUACUUGAUGCAUCGUAUGAUAACUGGAAAUUCUGCGUCACCGAGUCUUUUUGUUUUGAGUACUGUCAACUGUCUAGUCACUCGUAGUUAUACGUCACACAAAGUUCAAUAACAAAGUUCAAUAACAAUCGUCACCGUUAAAAACAGUCGUCACCGUCAAGAGCAGUCGUCACCGUAAGUCAGCCAUGAGUGGAUCAUCUGAAAGUAUCAAGCCAGAGGACUCAGCCAGUCAAGCUGGUAAGAGUUCAACAGCGUCAUCAAGGAUAAAUACGAAGGCCAGGAAGGCAGCCCUGGCAGCGGAGCUAGCAUCCUUAAAGGGACAGCAAGAGUUAGAGCUUCAAGAAUUUCAACUACAGCAAAGGAAGGCACAGUUUAUGUUAGAAACUAAGCUCAAAGUUGCAGCAGCAGAAGAGGCUGUAUAUGAACAAUAUGAUCAGCAUCCCAGUCAACUCGACAUUAAGAUAGAACCCACAAGUGAACAACUUGGUCAACAGCAGCAGCCCGUUCAGCCACAGAUUCAGGUUAGCGAGCGUAACAACAAUGUACAGCAGGAGAAUUUGGAAGACACAAUGCCAUACCCACAGCACAACCAAGAUUUGUAUCAGUAUCAGCAAACACAGCAUCGUUUGUUGGAAGCGAUAAGCCUAUCCAAUGUGGAAAUCAUGAAGUUUAACGGUAACCCUUUACACUAUCAUGAGUUCAUGGCAUGUUUUGAUAAUUUGAUAGGCUCGUCUACACUAGACAGAGGGACAAAGCUCAUGAAGUUGUAUCAGUGCUGUGAAGGUGAUGUCAAGAACAUCAUACAGUGUUGUAUGGUAAUGGAUCCAGUGCUAGGAUAUCAACGCGCCAGAGAAUUACUGAGAGAACGCUUUGGCAGUAGAUUUAAGAUAGGAGAAGCGUGGAUCGAAAAGCUAACUAAUGGUUCAGCACUUCAUGCAAAUGAUAGAACUGGACUACGCAAGUUUGCUGAUGAAUUACAGGUAUGUCUUGAGACCCUUAAGGCAUUGAAUCUAACAAAGGAAAUCAGCAGUAACAGAGAGCUGGUCAAACUGGCAGAAAGACUCCCAUUUCAUCUCAAGGCUAGAUGGUUGAAAGUAGUGAGAGACAUUAGACAAAGAGGUCGCUCUCCAGAUAUCGCUGACAUGGUGAAAUUUGUAUCUGAUGCCGCCGAAGAAGUUAACGAUCCAGUCUUUGGUGAGCUGACUGCGACUUCUCAAAGAUCAGCAUCUAAACCAAGCUUCAACAAGCAACAUUCCAAGAGCAGCUACUCUACAGCAGUCACUGAUAAUUCAAGCUUUCCUAAGCCCAAGAAGUGCUUCAAGUGUCAUCAAGACCAUACUUUGUUUGGCUGUGACAGCUUUAAGUCCCUGACACCUGAUGAGAGAUUUAGAUUUGCACAAGAAAACAGACUUAUGUUUCAAUUGCUUGCAACAAGGUCACACCAGCAGAGUUUGCAAGUUGAACAGAACUUGCUCAGUUCCAGGAUGUCAGAGAAAACAUACAAAGUUCCUCCAUGUAAUUCAAAAAAGCUUAUCACCUGUAAGAGGUACUCCACAUCAAGACGUAGAGAAUCAGCCUCAACCAAAUAA
Lytechinus variegatus (green sea urchin) is the source of this 1835-nucleotide messenger RNA. RefSeq lists its product as uncharacterized. NCBI's taxonomy places the organism in Eukaryota, Metazoa, Echinodermata, Echinoidea, Temnopleuroida, Toxopneustidae. The record is from RefSeq and is a predicted model, not a curated record. The transcript is spliced from 2 exons. The coding region runs from base 432 to 1835 and encodes 467 amino acids.